Dichomitus squalens LYAD-421 SS1 is the source of this 2472-nucleotide messenger RNA. RefSeq lists its product as uncharacterized. Bases 1 to 2472 code for a protein of 823 amino acids. Lineage: Eukaryota; Fungi; Basidiomycota; Agaricomycetes; Polyporales; Polyporaceae. The transcript is spliced from 2 exons. The record is from RefSeq and is a predicted model, not a curated record.
AUGUCUACGGACCCGUCUCUCUCGCGUCGCUCCUCUCUCGCAGACUAUAUUUCGCAGAUUCCGCGUCCGCGCCUCGGCAGCCUCCGCUCUCGCAAGUCCACGGUCUCACUGAAGUCCACCGCCUCCAUCAAGGUCGACAACUACACCCCGUACGCCGUCCACCAGCAGAAGAUGAAGCCCAUCAUUCUCCGUGACGCCGACGCUACACAGAAGCUCCUUGAGGCCAUCCUGGAGACCCCUCAGGGGCGCCGUUCGGUCUCGCGCCUCGCGCGCACCUGCAAGGCCUUCAAGGAGCCGGCUCUGAACGUUCUCUGGCGUGACCUCGACAGCCUCACCCCGCUCCUCGGCCUGUUCCCGAGCACCAUACUGAAACGUGCCCGCAGACCGGGCAUGGGCCUGACGAAGGCCCCCGAGGGCGACGACUGGGCCCGCGUGCUCGCCUACGGCCAGCGCGUGAAGAGCAUCGCGUACGUCGAGAUGUCGGGGAACAUCGCCCCGUCGAUCCUCCCCCUCCUCGAGGAGCACCGCCCGGCGACGUAUCUGCUGCCCAACCUCGCGUCGCUCACGUGGAAGGUCGAGACUGCGGCGAACCUCGAGCGGUGCCGCAUGUUCCUCGGGCCGUUCGUCGAGUCCGUCCAGCUCGAGGUGGGCUCGAAGAGCCCGCGCAUCAACGACAUCCUGGAGGAGAUCGCGGGCCACAAGGGCCUCAAGUCCUUCUCGUUCACGCUCCACACGAACCUCCCCGACAAGUUCGUGGAGACGUUCCAGGACAACGCGAAGCUCGAGAAGCUCGCGCUCACCGCCCCCGGUGCGCUCGCGUCGAAGGUCGGCAAGUGGGCUGCAGGCCUCCCCCUGCUGAAGACGCUGGGGGUCGACCUCUCCGCCCGCUCGACCACUGCGGUCGAGGGCUUCUUCGACGACAUCAGCCCCGGCUCUGGCUACUCGACGCCGAGCUCCGUGGGGGGCACCGACAGCGGCGUCUUCUCAGCAGACGAAGCGGACUUCUCCGAGGCACGCAAGGCAGCGGUGCGCCUCACGCGCGACGGGCCUCGCCGCGGCGCCUUCGCGAAAUUGAGCAACCUCACGCUGACGGGCGAGGCCGCGAACCUGGCCAUGUUCCUCAAGCACCUCACGAGCCCCCUGGCGCAGCUCGAUUUGGUGAUGGAGGACCCGCCCCAGCCCAUCGACUGGCACGACCUGUGCGCGGCCGUGUGCGACCAGUUCGCGGACACGCUGCAGUCCCUGCGCGUCUCCGCGACGAGUGCGUCGCGGUUCGGGGAGCUCGUCCGCGCGACGUCGCGGGGCGGGGACGCGCCGAUGCACCGCCUCCCGCUGACGUACUUCUCGAUGCUGCCGCGUCUGUGGCGGUUCGAGGUCGACCUGCCCGAGUCGGUGAUCUUCGAGGAGCGGGACGUGGCCCACAUUGCGCGCGUCUGCCCCAACAUCGAGAUCCUCCGUCUGUCGCCCAACGCGCGGUUCCCGCCCACCGGCCCAGCCCCGUCUAUCACCCUCGAGAGCAUCGUGCCCCUCACGCGCGAAUGCCGUCGUCUGCACACGCUCGCGCUCGUCGUGAACGCGGCAGAGCUGUCGAGCGACGAGGUGUACUCGACGCGCACCGUGUGCUCUCGUGCGCUGCUCCGUCUGCACGUCGGGCACUCGUGGAUCAAGAACCCCCUGCAGACCGCGGUGCUGCUCAGCCACCUCACGCCCUACCUCGAGACGCUGAAGUACUUCGAGCCCAAGAGCCGUGCGGGCGCCGUCGAAGCGAACGCGAACGCGUGGCAGAGGGUCGCCGAGAUCCUUCCGCACGUCCAGCACAUCCGGCUGUCCGAGAGGAAGCUCCAGCCUCCCCCCGCGCCCUACGUCCCUCCGCCCAAGUCGGACAAGGCCGUCGAUGCGACGCCGAUCAUGUUCGACGCGGGCGUGUCCGCCCGUCCCCAGGUCCAGGAGAUGUCUAUCCAGGCAGUCCCCCUGCUCGUUGACGCUGACGUCCAGGUCAUGCCGGAGACGACUGAAGCCUCGAUCGACGCCACGCCCGUCUACGUCGAGGCUGAGGUGAUGGUCGUCCCCGAGUACAGUGAGGUCAGCAUCGAUGCUGUCCCGCCGACCGAAGAGAAGGGAACAGAGCCGUUCGAACCCGACACCGAGUCUGAAGCCUCGGACGACAGCACGCUGGAGAACAACGUCCCCCCGAUCUCCAUGUUCAUGCCCAGCGCGGUCGUCCACGGUGCCGUCAACCUGACGUACAACGUCGUCCGCUUCUACACCGCACCCAUCCGAUUUAUGUUCUCAUUUAUGCCCACCUCUAUGUCCCACAUGCCCAUCCUCUCAAAAUUCGCCCAGCAGUCGCACGCGGCCUCCUCCGAGCACGCGCUCGACGAGAAGCAGGCCCUCGCCAAGGCGGAGCCCCAGGCGUCGACGUACACGAACGGCAAUGCGGUUCUGGCGGAGAUCACCCCUGUUUGUCAAUAA